UGAGCCCGUCGGACGCACCUCCAGGGGCGCAGGGGGCGCUCUGGCCAGCCUCUCCUCCCGCCGCCUCGGUGACCCUUUCGCCUCCGCCGCCGCGCGCGGCUGUACAGACUCUUGCGGGUCCGUGAGGAGCAUGGCUACGGCCUUGGGCGGCGAGAAGGAGAAGGAGCGCCCCGGGGGCGGCUCGGGAGCGGCGGGCGGUAACAGCACGCGAGAGCGGCUGCUGUCUGCGCUGGAAGAUCUGGAGGUCUUGUCGAGAGAACUUAUAGAAAUGUUGGCAAUUUCAAGAAACCAAAAGUUGUUACAGACUGAGGAGGAAAACCAGGUCCUGGAGAUGUUAAUUCACAGAGAUGGGGAAUUUCAAGAGUUAAUGAAAUUGGCACUUAAUCAGGGAAAAAUCCAUCAUGAAAUGCAAGUUUUAGAAAAAGAAGUAGAGAAGAGAGACAGUGAUAUUCAACAACUACAAAAACAACUAAAGGAAGCAGAACAAAUACUGGCAACAGCUGUUUACCAAGCAAAAGAAAAACUCAAAUCAAUAGAAAAAGCAAGAAAAGGUGCUAUCUCCUCUGAAGAAAUAAUUAAGUAUGCGCAUAGGAUUAGUGCAAGUAAUGCUGUGUGUGCCCCACUGACCUGGGUUCCAGGGGACCCACGGAGACCAUACCCAACUGAUUUAGAGAUGAGAAGUGGAUUAUUGGGUCAGAUGAACAAUCCUUCCACUAAUGGUGUGAAUGGUCAUUUACCAGGGGAUGCACUUGCAGCAGGCAGAUUGCCAGAUGUUCUUGCUCCGCAGUAUCCAUGGCAGUCAAAUGAUAUGUCAGUGAAUAUGUUACCACCAAAUCAUAGUAACGACUUUUUGUUGGAACCUCCAGGGCAUAACAAAGAAAAUGAAGAUGACGUAGAGGUCAUGUCCACAGACUCCUCGAGCAGUAGUAGCGAUUCUGAUUAAAAAAUACCAUAAAAGACAAAAAGCAUACAGAAUUGCAUGCUGUAGAAUUCUGUGUCUUAAACAAUAGCAAACUUGUAAAAGUAACCAGGUAAUAAUGGCUAUAGUGGAAUUGUGCAGCCCGUUAAAAUCACAGUGGACUUUCUUUUUAAAACCAAAAAUUGUGGUUUCAGUUCUAAGCCACUAGUUAAAUUUUUAGGGAAUAAUCCAAAACUUACUGUUGGAAAAGAAAGAUGAAUCAGUUCAUUACCAUCUAACCCUGUUCUGGUUGUGUUGGGCUUGUACAUAGUAGUUCUGGAAAUAAGAUUUGAGGGAAAUGACCCAUGUAUGUGUCACUAAUAGGCCCCUUGGGAUUAUUUAGAAGAGUAUUAAAGGCAGUGGAUCACUGAAUGUGCAACAUAUCUCAACAAGAACUAAAGUAAAGGCUAUUAGUUGCUGUCACAGGGUCAGAAGAAUUCUCAAUGUGUACUAUUUGUAAUUAUUGUAAUUUUUGUAAAUGAACUCACUUUUGUUUGUACUCUGCUUUUUCUCUAAUAAACCUUCAGUGUAGGUAGGAAAUUAUUUCUGUAAAUCUAGUUGCAUCUUACACAUAAAUAGAGUUCUUCAGUGUGAAUGAACAUGGUGUAAUGUAUACAUCUGGACUGGUAAUCAUAACUGGUAGGUUUCUCAGAGGUCCAUAUUGCCAUUCUUAGAAGAAAAAAAUUAAGUAGCUUUUGAAUAAUUGAAAACACUUGUAAUAUGUCUGAUCUUAAGAGUAACAAAUUGUAUGAAAGGUUUGAGAAUGGAAAACUCUCUUGCCUUCACUUCCCAUCUUCUGCAGUUCCCAGAAGGAAUCACUUUAAACCACUUUUCACUUCCCCAAAUCUUGUUCACCAACCCAGGAGCUCUUGGAACUUCAUCCUUUUGGGUUUUUAUGGAGGCUUCAUUACAUAGCACCAUUGAGUAAAUCAUUGGCCAUUUAGUGAUUCAACCUUCAGCUCCUCCUCCCUCCCAGAAGUUCGAAUGGGACGGAAAAUUCCAACCCUCUAAUCAAAAGAUCGGCUCCUUUAGCAACCAGUCCCCAUUAGGUGCUUUUCUAAAAGUCACUCACUCAUUAACAUAACAGUAACAUCUCCAUUCUCAACACUUAGGGAGUUCUAAGAGUUUUAAGAGCUGUGAGCCUGGAACUGUGAACAAAGACCAAAUAUAUAUAUAUGUAUUUCUUAUAAAUCACAGUAUGUAGGGGCAUGACUGGCACACAACUCAGCCAAUAACAUCACCCAAGAGCCUGUAUAAACCUAGUAAUUCAUGAAUGUUUAUUGUAACGAGAUAGUUGCUUUUUUAUUUUAGAUUCAGUUUGGUAUAUAAGUUUGCAUAUUAAGUCCCUUGUUUAAUCAAUAUAUAUAAUACACUUAAGACCAUUAUACUGAAUUCAGUUAAUCAAUGUUUUAAUUAACAUGUAUUUUUGUUGUAUCUUUUAACAAAUUUGUUUUUUCGGCAAUUUUUAUAAAACCCAAUCCUUGGUCAUGAUAAUUAUCUCCCCAAUCAUAAAGUUUGUAUGGGUAAAUGAUUUUGUUAACUACUGACUUUAUGGUCAUUCAAUGGAUUUUUGUUGUCCCAAAGUGGGUAAUACUUAUAUUCCUUAAAUAAGGCAUACUAGCUCAUAAAUCUUUUGCUGAAAUCUCCCUUCUAAAUGUCUUUGCCAACUUACCUUGUAGGUAUACAAAAUCAAAGAAUUAGUGAUCAUAUGGAAUAGGUUUCAGUUACACUGAACUCCCAUCGAUUGGUGCUGGUUGCUGUUGAAAAGUCUUCCUGGGCUGAUCUGGGAUCAGUCAGUGAGAAGGAAUAUUUGCCAUUGCGAUGCUGUCUGGUGCCCACAGAUACCCAUAGCUAUCUCCCUUCCCUCCCCUCUCCUUAUGUUUGAACACCUUCUAGAUGCUGAGGAUUCAGUAAUGUGUAAGCCCUACCUUCCUGGACUUUAUGAGACGGGGCAGGGAGGGACAGAUAAUAAGCACUUACACAAAUGAAUAGGACAAAUCCAGAUAGUGGUAAAUUUGGUAAACAAAUAAAAUGAGUUCCAAAUUCAACACUUAUGGCAACACCCUUGCUUUUCAAAUAAGGUAAAAAAUACCUCCUAAGUUGUGUCAGGGACCAGAAGGGUGUCCAAAGACAAAUACAUAUAUGAGUGUUAAAGUUAGUAUGAUUAAAAAUAUUAUGGCAAAAAGUUGGUUAAGACAUAAGUCUCUUGAUGAAGGAUAAGCCAGGUUUGCAAAAUUUAAUUUUUUUAAUAGAAUCAAGAAAUAUGCUGUUGGAUUGCUACUUUUCUUAUACUGAAAAGUUCAUCCUUUGAUCCUGGAAUACUGAAAGGAAAAGUCUGACACCUACUGUAGUGAACAUUUAUUUAAAUGAACAUGCCUGAUGUAGGGGCAGAAAGCUUUCCCCUUCUUCCCUUCCAGAUUCUUUGGCAGAUCUAAAUAAUUAAAUUGACCUCAGACAGAUUUAAAGAGAAAACCAAGUUUUGCAUAUAUGGGAGCUCCAUAAAAUAUGAGACUCGGGACAGUCAGGUAAUUGAAGCUUCUGUACCUUCCUGAGCUGAGGUGGAGUGGGGAGGGAUCCUUAAUGGGGGCAGUGGAGGGGCAGUUCACAGGAUCUCGAGGACAUAUGCUCGGUAAGUAAAUGUUUGCUGUGCUAUGCAGAUAAGUCUGGGUAUGACAGGUUAUUUUUGGUAAUAGUUCUCUUUCUGGCAGAGGCCUCCCUAUCUAAUUUUCUUUUAAGCAGUUAAGGUGGAGGUAAGAUGCUCUUCCUAAUUGUGCUGGGCCUUGUUUGUCUUCAGGUCAAGAUAAUCCACAAGCCAAUGUGGCAUUCUGAGGGGGGGCUUGUUCUGAACACCCCACUGACCUGUAUUUGAUGCUAUUAUGUGCUGCAAGUGUGAGAACAGAUGUUUAUCUGAAAGGUAAAGAAAGUAUGUCCAA
This is a messenger RNA of Manis javanica (Malayan pangolin), 3891 nucleotides long. RefSeq names its product mediator complex subunit 4 (gene MED4). Gene Ontology annotation, cellular component: core mediator complex; mediator complex. Gene Ontology annotation, biological process: regulation of transcription by RNA polymerase II. The record is from RefSeq and is a predicted model, not a curated record. Gene Ontology annotation, molecular function: transcription coregulator activity. Lineage: Eukaryota; Metazoa; Chordata; Mammalia; Pholidota; Manidae.